AUGGCGCCUGGCGUCCUCGAGCCCACAGCGACUGCUGAAAAGGUGGUCUCGCUCGCCGCCCUCACCGAAAGCUACGAUGACACCCUCCGUUUCUACCUCAACGGCACAAAGGUCGAGCUGGACUCGGUAGAUCCAGAAAUCACACUACUUGAAUACCUGAGAGGGAUUGGUUUGACAGGAACAAAGCUGGGCUGCGCAGAAGGUGGGUGCGGUGCCUGCACCGUGGUUGUAUCGCAGUUGAAUCCCACCACGAAAAAGAUAUACCAUGCAUCGGUCAAUGCAUGUCUGGCGCCUCUGGCCAGUGUGGAUGGCAAACAUGUUAUCACAAUCGAGGGAAUUGGCAGCUCCAAAAACCCACAUCCUGCACAACAACGGAUUGCCAUGGCUAGUGGAAGCCAGUGUGGUUUUUGCACGCCAGGGAUAGUCAUGAGCUUGUAUGCUUUGCUCCGAAACCACGGCCCCGAGCCCUCCGAACUGGAAGUCGAGGAGAAUUUUGACGGCAACUUGUGCCGAUGCACGGGUUACAGGCCCAUCCUGGACGCUGCUCAGAGCUUCAAUAAGGCUUGUGGCAAGUCGAUUGCGAACGGCGGCUCUGGUUGCUGCAUGGAGAAUGGCAGCUCAUGCAAUGGCGCCGCAGCUGGCGAGGCGGACGGUGCUGAUGCAGCAGUCGAGAAGAAGUUCACGCCUCCGUCUUUCAUUCAUUACGACAAGUCCACGGAAUUAAUAUACCCUCCUGCACUGAAGAAGCACGAAUUCAAACCCUUGGCCUUUGGCAACAAGAGGAAGAAAUGGUAUAGGCCUGUGACACUCCAACAGUUACUCGAAAUCAAGAAUGCCCAUCCCCACGCCAAAUUGAUUGGUGGAAGCACAGAAACUCAGAUUGAGAUCAAAUUCAAAGCGGCACAGUAUUCGGCGUCGGUGUAUGUGGGGGACAUUGCGGAACUUCGACAGUAUUCUUUCCACGAUGAUUAUCUAGAGAUUGGGGGCAAUGUUGCUCUGACAGAUCUGGAGAACAUCUGCGAGGAAGCCGCGAAACACUACGGAUCUACCAGGGCGCAACCAUUCAAAGCCAUCAAAAAAGCCAUCAGAUAUUUUGCGGGACGCCAAAUCCGAAAUGUUGGCACGCCCGCCGGGAAUCUGGCGACAGCUUCACCCAUCUCAGAUCUGAAUCCAGUUUUUGUGGCAACAAACUCGACUUUGAUCGCCAAAUCUCUCACCAAGACUACUGAGAUUCCUAUGGCGACCUUCUUCAAGAGUUACAGGGUGACUGCGUUGCCAGGAGACGCUGUCAUUGCGGCGAUGAGAAUCCCGCUCGUCGCGGAGAAAGGAGAGUAUGUCAGGACCUACAAGCAAUCGAAGAGAAAAGACGAUGAUAUCGCCAUAGUCAAUGCUUGUUUGCGGGUCUCCCUGGACGACGUUUACAAAGUAAAGAACGCCAACUUGGUUUACGGAGGCAUGGCCCCUAUCACCAUUGAGGCCAAGCAGGCCUCGGAGUACAUUGUGGGCAAGACUUUCACAGACCCUCAGACGCUCGAAGGAGUGAUGAAUGCGAUGGAGCACGACUUCAACCUGCCGUUUGGUGUGCCAGGGGGCAUGGCUUGGUACCGGAAAUCUUUGGCUCUAGGCUUCUUCUAUCGUUUCUACCAGGAUGUCCUUCUCUCCAUCGAAGAAGCUAGCAAAGAGGUGGACAAAGAAGCAAUCGAAGAGAUUGAAAGAGAAAUUUCUCGGGGUGAAAAGGAUCACGAUGCAUCCGUUGCUUACGCACAAAAGAUUCUCGGAAAGGAGCACCCUCACAUGGCCGCAUUGAAACAAUGCACUGGCGAAGCCCAGUAUACAGACGAUAUUCCAACACAGAUGAAUGAACUCAUUGGCUGCUUGGUCUUGUCUGCCAAAGCACAUGCGAGGUUGCUCAGCGUUGACCCCAGUCCGGCUCUCCAGCUUCCGGGCGUGGUCGCUUGGGUUGACAGGCAUGACUUUUCCGAUCCAAAGGAGAACUGGUGGGGUGCUCCUGUUUGCGACGAAGUCUACUUUGCUGAAGAUGAAGUCUUUACAGCCGGUCAGCCUAUCGGCAUGAUCCUGGCGAACACUGCUCAGCAAGCUGCUGCCGGUGCACGGGCGGUGCUAGUCGAGUAUGAGGAGCUACCGGCGAUCUACACAAUCGAAGAGGCGAUAGAGAAGCAGAGUUUCUUCGAACACUACAGAUACAUCCGCAGAGGUGAUGUUGAGAAAGCAUUCAAGGAAUGCGAUUACGUCUUUGAAGGCACGUCGAGAAUGGGUGGCCAGGAGCAUUUCUACCUAGAGACCCAGGCCGCUUUGGCGAUUCCCAAGCCGGAAGAUGGUGAAAUGGAAAUCUGGAGCAGUACCCAGAACCCAGCCGAAACACAGGCAUAUAUUGCGAAGGCUCUCGGAGUUCAAUCAAACAAGAUUGUCUCCAAAGUCAAGCGUCUUGGUGGCGGAUUUGGCGGCAAGGAGACUCGAUCCAUUCAACUGUCCACGAUUUGCGCCGUGGCAGCUAAUAAGGUCAAGCGACCGGUUAGAUGCAUGCUCAACAGGGACGAGGAUAUCAUGACCUCCGGACAGAGACAUCCCUUCCUGGGUAUCUGGAAGGUUGGAGUCAACAAGGACGGGAAAAUCCAGGCUCUCAAAGCCAACAUCUUCAACAAUGCUGGUUGGUGCCAAGACCUGUCUGCAGCCGUUGUUGAUCGAGCACUAUCGCAUAUUGAUGGCUGCUACAACAUCCCCCAUGUGGAUGUGGAUGGACGUCUCUGCAAGACAAAUACUGUCUCCAAUACGGCUUUUCGUGGCUUUGGUGGCCCUCAAGGUAUGUUUAUUGCAGAGUCGUACAUGGAGGAAAUUGCAGACCACCUGAAGAUUCCCGUCGACAAAUUCCGAGAAAUCAAUUUCUACAAGGAGGGCGAAGAGACACACUAUAACCAAGCGCUCGAGGAUUGGCAUGUGCCCUUGAUGUACAAGCAGAUCAAAGAGUCCGCCGACUACGAUGCCCGCCGCAAAGCAGUCGACGAAUUCAACGCCACACACAAAUGGCAAAAGAAGGGAUUGGCCAUCAUCCCUACAAAAUUCGGCAUUUCAUUCACUGCCCUCUUCCUGAAUCAAGCCGGUGCCCUCGUCCACAUCUACCACGACGGCUCCGUCCUCGUCGCACACGGAGGUACCGAGAUGGGUCAAGGGCUGCACACCAAAAUCUGCAUGAUCGUGGCCGAAGCACUCCAGGUACCCCUCACGGAGGUGCACAUCUCAGAGACCGCGACCAACACUGUUGCCAACUCUUCGAGUACAGCGGCAUCGGCGUCAUCAGACCUGAACGGUUACGCAGCGUACAACGCAUGCGUGCAACUUAAUGAGCGCCUCGCUCCGUAUCGUGAAAAGCUCGGCCCCAACGCCACGAUGAAACAGCUGGCACACGCUGCGUACUUUGAUCGUGUCAACCUCUCCGCGCAGGGUUUCUAUAAGACCCCCGAAAUCGGAUAUGUUUGGGGACCAAAUCCCUCUGACCCAAGCCAAGAGAAUACAGGCAAGAUGUUCUUCUACUUCACGCAAGGUGUAACCGCCAGUGAAGUUCUUCUGGAUACUCUGACCGGGGAUUGGACCUGCCUGCGGUCAGACAUUAAGAUGGACGUUGGACGAAGUAUCAACCCAGCAAUCGACUACGGGCAGAUCGAAGGCGCUUAUGUUCAAGGCCAAGGCCUCUUCACCACCGAGGAGUCUCUUUGGCACAGGGCGAGCGGCCAGAUCUUUACCCGGGGUCCUGGUGCAUACAAGAUUCCUGGGUUCAGAGAUAUCCCUCAAACUAUGAACAUCUCUCUGCUAAAGGAUGUCGAGUGGAAAAACCUCCGCACGAUUCAGCGCUCGCGGGGGGUAGGAGAGCCACCUCUAUUCAUGGGAAGUGCAGUCUUCUUCGCAAUAAGAGACGCCCUCAAGGCCGCCAGGAAACAAUACGGCGAAGAAGAUGUGCUGAGCUUGAGGAGCCCUGCGACUCCUGAGAGAAUUAGGAUUUCUUGUGCAGAUCCGAUCCUGAAGAGGUGCUUGGUUGAGCCAAGAGAGGGCGAGAAGAGUUUCUUCGUUUCGAUCUGA
Fonsecaea erecta is the source of this 4092-nucleotide messenger RNA. RefSeq names its product xanthine dehydrogenase. The coding region runs from base 1 to 4092 and encodes 1363 amino acids. NCBI's taxonomy places the organism in Eukaryota, Fungi, Ascomycota, Eurotiomycetes, Chaetothyriales, Herpotrichiellaceae. The record is from RefSeq and is a predicted model, not a curated record. The transcript has a single exon. Gene Ontology annotation, molecular function: FAD binding; molybdopterin cofactor binding; iron ion binding.